Molecule: messenger RNA, 228 nt
Organism: Saccharomyces cerevisiae S288C
Lineage: Eukaryota; Fungi; Ascomycota; Saccharomycetes; Saccharomycetales; Saccharomycetaceae
Gene: CPP2
Product: cysteine-rich palmitoylated domain-containing protein CPP2
Exons: 1
Coding region: 1-228 (75 amino acids)
Cellular component (GO): plasma membrane
Source: RefSeq, marked reviewed
AUGAGCCAACAACAAGGUUACUACCAACAAGGACCCCCACAGCAAGGUUAUUAUCAACAAGGUCCACCACAACAAGGUUAUUAUCAACAAGGUCCACCGCAACAGGGUUAUCCUCAGCAGCAACCAGUCUAUGUCCAACAAGGUCAACCAAAGGAGGAAAGCUGCUUGGACAGUUGUUUAAAAUGUUUGUGUUGUUGUUUCUUAUUAGAAUUGGUAUGCGAUAACUGA